ACACUCGACGAUGUAAUACAGGACGCCGAGAGCGACAAAGAGACAGUACGAGAGAAGGCAAUCAAGUCUCUCAGGGAGACCUUCGCCCAUCCCUCGGCAUUCGCUCGUUUCAACAAGCGUGGCGAACGCAAGGGCUGGCUGGUCGUAUAUCAAGCCGUUUUCACAGCAUACCAGGCGCAGCUGAAGAAAUGUAUCAGCAAGUUGGGUUCUGUGUCUGCCUUCGAAGGCGCUGGUCCGAGCGACCGCUCCCUUGCCCGGCUGAUCGAAAUAGCCAGCACAUUGCGAUAUCUAGUCAGCAACAGCAAACAGUAUCUGACCAACAGGGUACUCAAGCCUCUGCUCAAGCAUCUCUGUCAGGGCGUCGUUAAGGAGGGAAAACUCGUUAACGCCAUUGCUUCCGACUACGCGCACACGAUAGAGUCUGUUCUCUUGUGGAAGCCUCAUCUCCAGGCGGUUCCCGAUGACACAUGGCACGACAUCCUGGCUCUCAGCUUCAACAUCGUCUUGAACCGAGCACCGCGACGUAUGCUGGAAGACCACCUCGACGUGGAAGAUCCUGAAGGAGGAUGCGAGUACAACGAGGCCGAGGCGGCUUCUUCCCUCAAGCGUCCAAGGCGCGAUGGCGUGUCGACUGGCGGCAACGCUCGUCCGGGCCCGUCCAUCGGGCAGGGUGCCGUCCGGCAACCAAUCUCCAUACAAGCUCCCUUCAUGAGAAUCAUUACCCUCCUUCUCCGCUCGCCGACCGGCCCCAUUCUAUUAUAUCCUGAAGACGUCAACAAAGAGGAUCCUCGUUCAUUCCCACGCAGAUUGCUCACAUACUUCUCUCAUUUCCUCCAGGUGCACGCCAUAGAUUCCUCCUUGCGGCACGAUUAUCUUUCUGGCCUCUCCGCGGCUCUCAGUCACUAUACUCUCAACUGUCGCCUGCCGGUUGCCGUGUUUUCUGCAGACGCUUGGCACCCUCUGGUGGCCAUGUGGAGCGCAAAAGACGGGGAGAAAUCGGAUGACCUGGUAAUCAUUUUGCGGAUGCUCUUCCCGGCCCUAGCUGCGGAACCUCUGGGAGAUGAGCCGAAAGACCGUCGGAUAGACGCCUUUGACGCGCUCUGGUUGGCCGCCGAAGGAAUAGCGAACAGGACUUCGUCGAACCUUGGGCUUGGCUCAUUGCAGUCGCACGUUACUGAAGGUCGCGAUGACUCGAUCACGAGGAAGCCGUUCACCUCUAGGACCUUUCAAUAUGGUUGGGGUCUCAGCAGGACGCGCGCUUUGACUUGGGCUGCCCUAGAACUUCAAGCCGAUUGCGCUGAGAAGAUAUAUCGCCAUUCUGAGUCGAGCUACUCGACUCCUACCGCUAGGCGAAAAAAGCAGAAGUUGGAGAACCCUAUCGUCUCAUUGCUGUAUACGAUACAGUCGCCCACUCCGCGCGGCGCGAAGAUCCACCAUCUUCAGGUUCUUCUCUUCUUCGCCGAAAGGCAUUGGCUUGUCCUUCACGAGCAGCUACGACGCGAUUUCGUCAUCUCUCUGACAUCGCUCGUGUCUUUCGAGGAUGCUGAGAUCCAAUCGUGGACGUUCAUGUGUCUAGCCGCCAUUGCUCAUGCGGGCUGCGGAGCUCCCCUACCCUCCAGUGUUGACCCACAUUCGACCUCGGAUCUGCCUGCGCUGUGGGACCCAGUGUGGACGCACGCCAUGCGCCGCGCCAAUGUGCCCGCUGUUUCUCGCGCAGCCUGUCAUACGGCCCACGUACUUCUCCUCCACUCGAAGCGCCUCCUUUCUGCACAGCGGGUCCUAGGGGAGAUCGAAGCGUUCGUCAAGGACCUGGAUGUGCAGGGUCCGGCGUAUCCCUACGAUUCUGUCUGCAACUUCAUGGUGCUUUGCCUCCGCUUCGCCAAUCAAGACGUCCGCUUGUACCGUAUGCAGAUGGAGGAAAAGGUCCUCUCCUGGCUCACGGAAGCGUGGAGGAUUGACGUGGGGCGGAGGACCGCGAUGCCGACGCACACGGUCGCGCACAUACACGCGCUACUCGAGGCGAUCACUGGCAGCUCGCGGAGAGCGAGGCUUCGCUGCGAGAUCAUGCUCCCGCCUUCCCCAAUCGUGGAUGCAAUGGCUGAGGAGAUACAGACGAGGGUCAUCCGCGACUUCCAACUACACGCCCGCCUUCCUCCCUAUGAACCUCCGCGCCCUUCCACCGCCCACGCGCCUGCUUCGCCGGCCAACUCUCCCGACGGAGUGGCGGACAGGCCCCUAGUGGAAGAUGUGGAUACCGCAGACCUCUCUCCAGCAAGGGGCCGGGAGCGUCGUCUUUCCGCCUUCUUGUUGAAGUCUCUGGAGGCGCUGAAUGAGGCGCUAACGGCCAAGGAGGGGUCCUUCAGCAAACCCACUGUGGAGACCCUUCGCUCUUCGCUAGAUCUCGCCGUCUCUGCUCUUUUCUUCGAGGCGUCGCUUCUUCUGAACGGCAUCCAGUCGAACCGACGUGUCAUACAGGCCGCAUGCAAGCUGAUCGGUACCAUCGCCCCUGCUCUCACUGACCAACGUUGGGAAGCACAUGAACGGCGUUUGCUGCUGGGUGCUUUCGAUCCUGUGGUCCUAACUGACGACGAUAGCAACGGUGACCUGGGAAAUAGCGGCUGGGAAGCCUUAGUGCCUCCUGGGGAAAGAACGGGCAUUCGGACAGAGGUACUACGGCGAUUACGUUCGUCGACGGGUGCAAAUUACACGGACGGAGCGCUGCGUCACGCUUUGCAGAAGGCUGUCUUCCGUAGCGCCGAUGUACAGGAUGCGUUCGCCGACUUGUUGAAACGUCUGCGAGACGUGCUCCGCAUGACUAUCGAACAGUCGACAUCCGGGAAAUCGCACAAGAAUGCUGGCUUUCACGACGACUUUGCCUCUGCAUUGGACACCUCGGUAUCGGCAGAAGCGGCUCAGAAGCUGUCUGCCGUCGCGACACAUGACAGUCAUAUCGUACGGACGUGCAUCAGUGCCCUCACUGUCGUCCCUAUCCUGCAGUCGUCCUCUGGGGAGCCAACGCACGACAAAGAACUAUUGGAGCUCAUCUCGAACUGCACAUCCUCCCAGUUCCUCGUCGUCGCGCCCCCUUUCCUCGAUCAGGUCGAACAUCGGAAGCUUCAUCUCAGUCGAUCGAACCUUAAGGAGGUUCUAUCGCAGGUGGACGAUCUCUGCUCCACCUACGAGUACAAGAGCAACAUCUCGGCGAAGCUUCUUGUCGUCCGCACCAUCGAGGCGACUUCUCACCUUUGGCACGGACCUAUGGCGGAUGAACUAGAAAUCGGCGGGAAAGCUCGGUUCUACUGCAUCCAAUGUGUAAGACUGUUGAAUGCGUCAAGCCAGCAGUCGUGGCGCGUACGGGACGCUAUCAUCCGAUUCUUCGAUCGGUAUCUGGCCCUGGACCCAAGGCAGGAGAGCUGGGCGAUCCCUCACGCGGACGGCGAGACGGCAGAACCUGAAGACUUCCCUGCAGCUCUCUUGCCUACCUUCGGAACGGAUAACGACAUCCGGAUCCGCUUUCGUGUCGCUGCAACUAGCCCUCGGCUCUUCACUGUCGGUCGCCUCGCCGGUCGCGACUUGAUGGAUGUCUACGCCGAAAUUCACACUCAACUCUCGUCGGAGACAGAGCUUUUCGAACACAUCCUCACUCGGUUCCUGUCCCUCGGGAACGUAGUCAUAUCUGAGGCGUCGGUCAGGAGAGGAGCCUUUUGGCACUUACUUGAGAUUUCCUUCUUCCAACAACGCUUCAAUCCCUACCUCAAAGCGACCCUCAUGGGUGUUACGGCCCGGCUAGGAAUGGAGCGAUUCGCCGACCUCUUCAAUUGCUACUCUUCGCAAUUCGCCUACUCCAUGCGCGUGGCCAGCAUCGACAUCUACCGUUUCCCCCCGGACCUGCUCGGAUAUCGCGAUCGGCGGGAGUGCGCGGAGGUCACUGUCCGCGCAUUUACUCCUACCAAUCUUUUGGCCGACGGGACGGCAGAGGAAGCGGAAACCGGGAAGGAGCUCUUUGUACGCCACUGCCAGGCCAUCCAGAAGGGCGAGGACGACGUCAUCAGGGAGUGUUUCCCCGAACUCAUCGCCCAUCAGAUCGUUUUCUGGCUGGACCGCUACGGAGAUGCUGACGAUCAGGGCCUCAUGGAAAGAGAGCUGGAAGGCGUACUGAUCGCGAAGACCAGGCUUGUCAAGCAUAAGGAGCUCUUCAAGCAACUUCUGCAACAGAACGUGGACCGCAUCGCCGUCUCUAUCCUGAAGACCCUCGAAGACCACGACGUCUCUGGGAAUGGACCUAUCGUGGCUGCCCUUCAGCUGAACGGCGCCGACGCCGCUGUGGAGACUUUCCUCUCGAUCACCAAAUACCGCGCUCUCGACACAUUCGAUGCCCACAAGCCCAAUCUCCCCUGCUACGGCACGUAUAGCGUCCUCCGCGCUCUCUCCUGGUAUUGCAAUCGAGUCAAGGACGGCAGUUCGUCCGCCGUCACAUACCAUGUCCUGCACCAUCUCUUCGCAGACAUCGAGCGGUCCCCUCUGGUCAACGAGCAAUACCGGAUGCUCAACGCCAUAUGCCUCUGGAUAUCUUGCCAUCACGUCCACUUCCAGGAUACCAGCCUCCUGCGUGUGUUGAUGCGGCGCACUACUGUUUUGUUCGCUCAAUCCGACUUGGCCCAUAGCGCUCAGUCUUUGCUCGAAUGGUCUCUGUCGCUGUAUAAGACCCACGUUGCGAAGCCGGACCAUCGCUUAGCCGACGUCCUCAUCCGGACUAGCACGCUCGCACAUGGAUUUCUCGAGACGACUGGGACACCCUACCUGGUGGAGCUGGGUACCCAGCUCAUGGCUUGGGCGGAGACUCAGGCGGAUUUCCUCCGAAAGAGUAAACCCUUGAGGAAGCUAGUCAUCCGGGCGCUCGCUGCGUGGCCUCGAGAGCUUCCCCCCUCCUUGCGUUCGGCUUGUGACAAUCUCCAUCUACCCGAUCUACUCUCCGCGCUCAAAGAGGACGGUGUCUCCUCCAGCCGGUUCCGACUCGUCAGGAAGAUCUACGAUGUUGCAUCUCGCGAGAACGAUGAAGAGAGAGGGCGCCACUUCGGGGGCUCGGACUUUUGGAGGCUGAAGGCGUGUAUACCGCCACAAGAGUACCUCGUCGACAGCGACAUCGACGCGUUCACCUCACUCCUCGUGCUGCACCAUGGUCGUAUCGAUAGCCUCGGUAGCGAACAGUUCGCGCCGGAAACCGCAUGCAGUCGUCACCGCAAAGCCACAGAAGCCAAGCCUGUCCCUAGCCACCUAAAGGGUUUCGCUCCGCGUGCGGAUGUUGAUUUAGCACGGUCUGCUAUCAUCCUGUCGUUGCUGGCGAUGUUGGACACGUCCCCUGCACCGCAAGUGCAUGUCGUCUACACGACGUUGCGAGCUGUGAUGUCUGUCCCCUCUUCGGAAACCUUCGUUGACGCCACUCUCCCUUCCGAGACCCGUCGGGAGCUUGACUAUAUGCGAGCAUUCCGCGAACCCCAGCUGGAACAUGCCGCGCCGGAUCUGCCUUCAAUCUUCGCUAGCGAGGAAACGAUGCAUCUAACCUCAGAUUUUCCGGGAUGGAUCACCUGCGUCGCAACGCUUCUCUGCGACACACUGGGAAGCCGCGACGUUUUCUUCUCUCCACUGUCCACCCUCUUGCGCACAGAUCAUGCCUUUGCCGAAGACGUCCUCCCCGUACUCUGUCACACCCUGCUGCAGAUCGAAUUCGAUGACCAUACACACUCAUCCCCUACAUCGCUCAAAUCACUUCUCUCCGAUUACUUCUCUUCCGUCCUUGCGUACCCCGACGCCGAUGUGUCUUGCCACCGGGCUAUCAUCAGCGUUGUUCUGCAUCUCCGCUCUUUUCAUCCAUCGCAUCCACCACUACCUCCAGAUAAAGACUUGCACUCCCACACUUCCAAAUCCCUCAUUGCUCGCGCCCACGAUGCUCUCGCCCACGACAAAUGGCUUUCCAUAGACUUUGCACUCCUCGGGAGCUGCGCCAUCAAGUGUGGCGCCUACACCACUGCUCUCCUAUUUCUCGAACUUGCUAGAGAAUAUCCUUGCUUGAAGGCCAAGUCGCAGAACAUCUCCACGGAGAACAUCCUUUUCGAUAUCUACAGCCAUAUCGACGAACCUGACGGUUUCUACGGCAUCCAGACGGACGAUCUGCAAAAUUUUCUCGUCAAACGUCUUCGUCACGAGAACCAGUGGGACAAGGCCUUCCGCUACCAUGGCGCGGUCCUCGAGUCGGGAGCAGCAGGAGCCGCUGACACUGACGGCAUCAUCCAAGCCCUGUACUCGUUUGGUUUCAAUCACCUGGCUAUGAGUACCCUCCAGCAGUUCUCGGAUUCGGACAAUUCGCUGGGCACCGGCACUCUGGCCUACAACUUGGGGUGGCGUGCCGAGACUUGGGACCUACCAGACACCCUAGCGUCUGAUGAUUCCGGAGCGACUCUCUACUUGGCGAUGCGAGCGGUCUACAGGGAGAGGGACGGACACGUUGUGGACAGCGUCACUCGACGAGCUUUCAUGCUUGAGAUGCAACGUCUUCGCGAUCUGGGCGGCGAGAACUUCACCGAGAUCCGUCGAGUAGCGCAGAACCUCAUGUGUUUGGAGCAGAUUCGACUGUGGAGAAGUAGCGAUGCCCAGAUGGAUCUACAGGGUGGCACCGUCGAUGGGGACAGAUGGCGAUCCUUCACCUCUCUGGAGCCAGAAUUCGACUUUGGGAAUAUCGAAGCAAUCAUGACGACCCGAAUUUCGCUCAUCCGUUCGCUCAGGCAGAAAGAGCAACGGGAGCAGAUCGGCGACCUCCUUUCCCCAUUUUGCGCUGCCUUACUGGACCUAGAGAAGGCUUGUCUUCUGUGUCUGUCUGAAAGAGCUCGGGAUGCCAACGAAGCGCAAGUCUCCCUCAACUCCAUCACACGAGCCCAGGCUCUCGAGAAGCACCCUUCUUCAAGCGUUGCUCGCGAAUUCUCCAACGUCCUUUGGCUCAUGAAGGAACCGAAGCUAGCGAUCAAGUCCCUCGGCGCACUCGUCACUCCUCGUAGUGAAGGCAUGCUGCUCGAUGACGUCCCUUCCAGACUGCACAAGGCCAGCCUAAUGGCACAGCUGGGAACUUGGUCCGCGGAAGCGUCAAUGAAGAAACCGUCUCAAAUUGUCACCGAAUGCUUCACGCCCGCAGCAGACAUCAUCUUAGCGGCUGAUAUACAAUCUACUGUGGACAAAGACGGCUCUGUGGCCUCAAUCUUCCACCAAUAUGCGAUCUUCGCCGAGCGACAAUACCACGCUAUCUCCAAGUCGCCAGACGCUCUCCGCUGGAAGCUCUACAUCGAUCGCAAGAAAGAGGAAAUGAAGCGUCGGGCCAUUGAGCUCAGGCGGGCGCAGCACAACGGCAACGCCGACUUCGGCUCUCUGUCUCGGCAGCAACAGCAGGCCGAAAAGCUGCUGAGGCAAGACCAGGAACGUGCCCAAGAGCAACUCGGGCAGCGCACGUCCUUCCUGUCGUUGGCGGUCGAGAUGUACUCCCGCUGUCUAUCAGCUUCCGACAACUUUGACGAUGACUCGCCCAUCCGUCUGUGUUCGCUCUGGCUGGCCAACUUCGAUAGCGAUGAUGCGAAGUUACGGUUCGAGGAGGCACUGGCCCGCGUCCCCUCUCGAAAGUUCGUCUUCCUCGCCCAUCAGCUGACGGCUCGCCUGUGGAACCCCGAACAGGGUGUGCCUUCCCCCAACCAGUCUAUCCUGCAGGGCAUCAUACAGCGUAUGUGCCGCGAACAUCCCUUCCAUACACUUUUCCCACUGUACUGCCUGAAGGUCGACCGCGCUGCACCGCAGGCAUCCUCUUCCAGACGGCAAUCAGGGCGACAGACAUCGCAGCCGUCCUCCCAGAUGGAGCGCGGUGUGGCCGCCACGGACCUCUUCGACAAGCUACGGACGGAUCCUCUGUCUUCUGAGCGCGUUCGCAAUGUCGAGCUUGUUUGUGACGCGUCGUUGGAAUGGGCGAAGUAUCCAAUCAAGGGCAAAAAGAAGGAUAACAAGAUCCCCGACAACCUACUCAUACGACGGAUCAGUAACAUCAAGGUCCCAGUGAUCACUGCACAUACACCCAUCGAUCCAACGACUCGAUAUGAGGACUGCGCUUGGAUAGACCAGUUCGACUCCCAAUACACUACCGCAGGAGGAGUCAACCUACCCAAGAUCAUCAACUGUCGCGGCUUCGACGGGAGAUACUACAAGCAGCUCUACAAAGGUGAAGGCAACGAUGAUCUGCGGCAGGAUGCGGUCAUGGAGCAAGUGUUUGAUCUGGUCAAUGUCGUUCUCCGUCGCGACCGGGAGACGAAACAGCGUAAUCUCAGCGUCCGCGGCUACAAGGUCAUCCCACUCGAUCCCCAGGCCGGUGUCCUGGAGUUUGUCGAGAACACGAUGCCGUUGGCGACCUGGCUAUUGCCCGCACAUAUCAGAUACCGACCAGAGGACUACCUCGAAAGUGAGCUGCGCAACACCAUAACGGGCCCACCGCCGAAGACGGAUUGGCACGACAAGCCGGAGGUGGUUAUCCAGCGGUUUCUGCAAACCCAGGAGAAGUGUAAGCCGGUCAUGCGGCACUACUUCACGGAGAAGCACAAGACGCCCAUGUCGUGGUACACAAUGCGCCUACACUACGCGCGCAGCGUCGCGACGAACUCCAUCGUGGGUCACGUCCUGGGCGUCGGCGACAGGCACACGUCGAACAUCCUCAUCGACAACAAGACGGGCGAAGUCGUGCACAUCGAUCUCGGCAUCGCGUUCGAACAGGGGAAGUUGCUUCCGCAACCCGAACGCGUUCCCUUCCGGCUGACCGCAGACAUGGUCGAUGGACUGGGCAUCUCCGGCACCCAGGGCGUCUUCCAGCGGUGCGCCGAAGAGACCCUGCGGGUGCUGCGCGACGGCUCCGAGAUCAUCCUGACCGUGCUCGAGGUCUUCAAGUACGACCCGCUGCACUCCUGGACGGCGAGCGAGCUCAAGAUCAAGCGCGCGCAGGCUAGCGUGCCCGACGAGACCGCGCAGCUCACCGGGGAGGCAUUCCGGUUCGCCAUCGGGAUCGACAUGGCGAGCGGCGCGGCGGACGAGGCCGCGGACCGCGCGCUCUCGGCCGUCGCGCGCAAGCUGGACAAGACGCUCAGCGUCGAGUACACCGUGAACGAGCUCAUCACGGAGGCAAGCGAUCCGUCCAACCUCGCGCUGAUGUACAUCGGCUGGGCCCCGUAUUGGUAGUUCCUCGGACUUCGCACAUUCACUCAUCAUUGCCACCAUCCACCAUCACAUCUGUACCAUUAUGCCCGCUGGGGCCUGUAUGAGUAUUGAACGUUGAACCAUCAUCUCUGCACAUCAUGCUUCAUGUAUAGUACAUCAGGUUGCGAUCACGAGUCCGUAGCUGAUCAAUAAAGUAUCGUAGAAUCUCGCAUGAUGGAUGCUAUGCUCCGGAACCUUGUAAUUUAGUCUUUGACCGUUUCCAGCGUCUUGCUCCACUCCACCACCUUCGGGUGCGCUUGCACCUUCAAGGGGUCGAAGUGCAAGACUUGCAGUCCAUCCAGAGAUGUUGCACGCGAGAGAGCAACAUAUGCUUGUCCCUUCUCGAAGACUUUUGCGAGGUCGACCUUGACACGCUCCAAGGUCUGCCCCUGGGACUUGUGAAUAGACAUCGCCCACGCCAGGAUCAGCGGUAGCUGCGUCCGGCUGACCUGGAUCUCGCCGCUCGGCAGCUCGACCUUCCAGUUCUCGGGCUGGAUGACGACCUGCCGGCGGAUGCCCCCCGGCUGCAGGAACUCGACGAGCGGGAGGAGCUGGCGCCCGCUCAGGCUCGCCUUGGGGUCCUUUGCAGGCUUCGAGGCCGGUUUCGACGGGGGCUUUCCGCCAAGAAGGCCGUCCUCGUGGUCGAGAGGCGCGGCGGGGUCGACGAAGCGCAGGAUCU
Molecule: messenger RNA, 9949 nt
Organism: Trametes versicolor FP-101664 SS1
Lineage: Eukaryota; Fungi; Basidiomycota; Agaricomycetes; Polyporales; Polyporaceae
Exons: 13
Coding region: 526-9252 (2908 amino acids)
Biological process (GO): DNA repair
Molecular function (GO): protein serine/threonine kinase activity; protein binding
Source: RefSeq, a predicted model, not a curated record